Molecule: messenger RNA, 1044 nt
Organism: Trametes versicolor FP-101664 SS1
Lineage: Eukaryota; Fungi; Basidiomycota; Agaricomycetes; Polyporales; Polyporaceae
Exons: 4
Coding region: 221-829 (202 amino acids)
Biological process (GO): mitochondrial fission
Cellular component (GO): mitochondrion
Source: RefSeq, a predicted model, not a curated record
AGUUGUGGCCAUAGCGUGGCGGGGCGGGGUGGGGCGGGGCGAUGGAGGUGACCGAGCACGUUCAAGAAGACGCCCUCAACAAACGCUCUCCCGCUCCGUCCUCCCUCGGCGCUCCCCGGCACCCUCCCGAUCACCGAUUCGGCCUUGUCUUCUCUCCCGCUACCACCGCUCGCACGUUCUCUCUCCCUCCCUAUCUCGUCCUCAGCUGACUGUUCUCGUCAUGGCCGAGCCUCUCAAGGACCAAGCGGAGCAAAAGCUCGACGACCUCGCCGACCACAAUGUCGACUCCACCGACUCCGACCUUCGGUACAUGGCCUACGGUGCGCGGCUGAGGACCGCCCUCCGUGCCGGGUCCAGAUACAUCGCCUACACUAGUGACGUUGGCGAAGCCUUCCGCCCUGUCGUCCACCCGGCCGUGGUGACCGCAGCCUACGGAGUCUCAUGGCUCUAUCUCACCGGAGACGUCGGAUACGAGACGUACAAGGCACACCGACAAGGACCUAGCGCUCUUGAGGCCGCAACUUUCUCGGAGCCAACCCGUUUGUCGAUGGUCGCCGUCAAACGCGCGGUCUUCCAGUCGGUCGCUUCGAUGGCCCUCCCCGCCUUCACCAUCCACACGGCUGUCAAGCAAGCUAAGAAGGCGUUCGUAAACGUACAGAAUCCUCGUUUGAAGACGUGGGGCCCCACUGUGACCGGCCUGGCAAUAGUCCCUGUGCUGCCGUACCUCUUCGACAAGCCCGUGGAACAUGUCACCGACAUUGCGUUCGAAUGGAUCGAGAAACAGAUCGCUCGCUCACAAAGCGAGGGCAAGGGCAAGUCAGAACUGUGAACCUACAUUCUCGCGUAGACGUAUGGUAUAAAGUAUAGUUGUCCCAAUACAAUUCAAGUUCUCCGCUCUCAUGCGUACAUGGUAGACGAUCUCAAAUACAAAGUUUGUUGCUGCGGAAGGUCUAGUAUUACACGAUUGUACAGACGCUUCAUGACUACGUAACGAACACCGACCACUAGUGUACCUAAGCUAUUCGAAGCAGGGAAUAAGAAAAG